Messenger RNA from Miscanthus lutarioriparius, 2721 nucleotides. The record is from the annotation of a GenBank genome assembly. Lineage: Eukaryota; Viridiplantae; Streptophyta; Magnoliopsida; Poales; Poaceae.
AUGGAGUCCGCGGUGUCUGGCUCGGCACGGCGAAGGGACGCAACACGGAGGGGCGGACGGUGGCGAAGAAGACGCUCCGGCGAGCACGGCGAGUGGCGAUGCGGGUCACCACCCACAGCGAAAACCAACGUGGUGGAUGCGGCUUGCCCUUGCGACGCCAACGGAGGAAACUGUGAAGCGAACAGUAGUGUGUCGGGGGAGAUCGAAGAGCUUGACCCCGGCACGGCCAUGGCGGCGGCGGUGCUUGGGAGAGUGCGGCAAUGGCGCUGUGGGCACGGAUCGACGACGAGAAGCAGCGGGUCGGUCUCGUGGUGUCGCUGCGGUGCCAACGGUGGAACGUAUGGAGCCGGAGGUGGUCUGUGGUGGAAGGUCGGGGAGCUCGGGCUAGGCCCGGCAAUGGUGGCGGAUGUGGGCGCUGGAGCGGAAGAGGGCACGACGAGGAGCGGAGUGGAAGCGGCGUGCACGCGCGAUGCUCCUGCGCUGCUUAUAAAGGGAGAGGGGGCGAGGAACGUGGACGGGAAUGGAGCUUGGUUCAUUGCAAUCAAUGGCGGCUGGAGUAACGGACAGAGGAAAUGGACGAACGUGGAGCGCGGGUUGACGGAGUUCCUCUGCCCGGACUGCUCAACGCCGCAGGCGCUCCCGCCGGAGCUCAUGCCGCCGCCGCCGAGGCGCCGCCGUGCGCUGCCCAUCCCGCCCGCCCCGGCGCGGCACCUCACCGCGGCGCCCCACGUCGGGCUGCCGUGCGGGGCGUGCGGGGCGCUGCUGAGCUUGCCGCCGGGGCUCGCGCGCUGCGGGUGCCCGGUCUGUGGCGCCGAGCUCGCCGUCGACGCCGAGCGCCUCCGCCAGUACCUCCUGUACACCGCCGCCGCGCCACUCGUGCCGGUCUCAACGCCGCCGGUCGUCCAGGCCCGGGAGGGAUGCCAAGAAUAUCCUGAUUCUGCAGUUUGUUUGGGACAUAUUCAAGGGCAUCCGGCCAAUCAACUGGUUCAUGUAAAGCGAUUACAAGUCAGAUGUCGAAAUAAACAGUCACUUUCGGAGUAUCCCAAUACUGGUAAUGAUAUAUGCAUUGAUAUGUCAAAUGAGAUUAAUGAAAUGCACUGCCAUAGGACCAAAGUCUUGGUUGCUGCUAAAACUGUUAGUACAAAGUGGAGGCAAGUGGAAAGUCUAAACUAUGCCACAUAUCAGGCAGAUGCACAGCAAUCCUAUCAUUCAGUUCAUGCAGAACAUACAGACCAUGCAAUCCAUGUUGGAGAGGCACGAAAUGAAUCUCUUAGUCAUGCAAUUCACAGAAGUAUGGGGCACAUUGAGCUGAUUAAGGAGAAAACUGUGGUAAGGCAUACGAACCGGGUACCUGGUACCACUGUUUGCCCAACACCUGUAAGUGUCGAGAAGAGGCAGGUUCAAACUUUGAACCAGAUCGCACAGGAGGGACAGGGAAAGACCGGGCCACCCAAAUUGCAUAGUCCUACUGAACAGGGCCCAGAACAUUGCAAUGAUAGCAUUCAGACAGAGGAGGCUGAAACUGAGAUGGGCCAGCUGACUGCAAGAUUGGCCCAUAAGAGCACAAAGAGGAAUUUGACGCCUUCAUCAAAUAAUGGGUCAGAGCAUAGGUGUAGUUCUGAAAAAGUCAGCCAUGAUUCCUCUAAUUCAUUGCGUCAACACAAUAUGCCUCAUAGAAGCUCUAAUGAGGCAGACAAUCAUCAUGCCACCACACAGUCUGCUUCUUCGAUUCCUGAUAUGUCCGAUCCUGAAAGCUUUGCACGUCAUUACUGUAAAAUACGCCCUCCAGAAGUUAGGAGAGCUCUUGAAAGGAGUCCUAAUUUAGGCAAUGCUGGUGGCAAGGAAAAGAAAAGACGUGGUCGUGGUCCUACAUUCUGCCUUAAAGUCUGGACAAUGCCUGAGGGUGAAAGGAUUCCAGUGUCUUUCAAUGAUCUUGGUCAACCUAUCGGAAUUGAAGCUGUCACAUUGAGUAGCUUUCUGGGACAACUUGCCCGUGAUGUAACACUGGCACCUCUGACAUAUACAGAUUGGAGACAUUUUCCAAAGAAAAACAAGAAUGCAAUGUGGCAUUUAGUUAAUUUAUUUCCUGUCCUCCGGUGGUUGCCACAGUUCAAGUUUAUCAUCCCACCAAUUGGCGAAAUCUGGGUUAUGCAGGCAUUGGGGAAAAAAUGGAAGGACUGGAAAGGUAUCUUAAAACAUGAACGGUAUGAUGUUCAUGAGACAGAUGAGGAGCGUCUUGCUGACCGAGAUCCUCGUGUCCCAGAAGAACAAUGGAAACUCCUUGUGGCAUAUUGGGGCACUGAGAAGGCCAAGUUGUUAUUAUGUUAUAGGCUGCAAGUGCUCGAUCUAGAAAUUCUCAACGAUACCAACCUCUUCAUAGACACAGAACUGGAUCAAAGAGUUAUGCACGGAUACAGGAGGAGGAGGAGCGGCAAAAGCGACCAAAUAUGGAGGACAGAUAUAUACAUACUGAUCCCUAAAGAUGGGAAUGGAGACCUGGCAAAGCAACAGGUUGAGCCUUUUGGAAAGAUGGCUGCUAAGGUGUCACUGAGGCAAGUUCAAGAGGCUAAGCAUAAGGCUGAGGAGCCAGCCACACUGAGAAAGAAAAUGCUGGAAAUGGAAGAAAAUAACAGGAAGAGCCAGGGCAAAGAUGAUUCAAUACUCGUUCUCAGAACUAAUAUCUCCGAGGUGCAAUCUACCGUGUACAUCAUCUGCAGUUAA